Pelmatolapia mariae (spotted tilapia) is the source of this 3415-nucleotide messenger RNA. RefSeq names its product serine threonine kinase 39 (gene stk39). The record is from RefSeq and is a predicted model, not a curated record. Gene Ontology annotation, molecular function: ATP binding; protein serine/threonine kinase activity. NCBI's taxonomy places the organism in Eukaryota, Metazoa, Chordata, Actinopteri, Cichliformes, Cichlidae. The transcript has 18 exons. Gene Ontology annotation, biological process: protein phosphorylation. Gene Ontology annotation, cellular component: cytoplasm. The coding region runs from base 548 to 2065 and encodes 505 amino acids.
AUCUUCACAACAGCUUUAAACUCAAACAUUUAUGCAUUAAAUGUUCGUAGUGGACGCACACAGAUCAAUAAACAGUCUGAUGGCGCCAUCUGCUGGACAGUAGUAUGAUCGUAACCUGCAGUUCUGACUGCAUGUGACAUAUUCUGAACAUAUUACUGAACUUACACGCACACGCACACACACACACAAGACGUCAUCCUCACAUCAGUAUUUUAACACAUUCAUUGCUAUUUUAACUAAAACACAGUUUCCUUAAAAUCUGUAAUGUAACCAUUCUUCUAACAGAGGUUUUAAAUUAGGUGUACAAUAAUCUAGUCACUGUCUCGAGCGUGCGCGCACGCGAUCCGUUAUUUUCCGGGUUGUGCUCGCUCAGCGGUAGAGGCGGCUCUUCCUCUCCUGCAGCUGCCAGCUGACACUAACACUGAGGAGGUGAGGUCAAAUUUGACUCUCUCUCUCUCUCUCUCUCUCUCUCUCCCUCUCUUCCUCUCUCGCUGUCCGUCAGUCUGAGAGAGAGGCUGCUAACUAGCGCAGCAUCAUCAUCUUCAUCAUGGCGGAUCAAGGCGACUGUACAGCUCCUGUCCACCACCCGCAACCACCGCUGACAACCAGCUGGCCAAUUACCCGGGAGUCCUACGAGCUGCAGGAAGUCAUAGGCAGCGGGGCCACAGCUGUUGUGCAGGCAGCCCUCUGUACCCCCAGACAGGAGCGUGUAGCCAUAAAGAGAAUUAACCUGGAAAAAUGCCAGACCAGCAUGGAUGAACUAUUGAAAGAAAUUCAAGCCAUGAGUCAGUGCAACCAUCCCAAUGUUGUCACAUACUACACCUCCUUUGUUGUGAAGGAUGAACUCUGGUUAGUCAUGAAGCUUCUGAGCGGGGGAUCUAUGCUCGAUAUAAUUAAGCACAUAAGCAAAGAAGAUGAUAAAAAUCGAGCUUUAGAAGAGCCUAUUAUUGCCACUAUAUUAAAAGAAGUUCUGGAGGGUCUGGACUAUCUACACAGAAACGGACAAAUUCACAGGGAUGUGAAAGCUGGGAACAUACUACUGGGGGAAGACGGAUCUGUUCAGAUUGCAGAUUUUGGAGUGAGUGCAUUUUUAGCUACAGGGGGUGACAUGACUAGAAACAAAGUUCGAAAGACCUUUGUUGGCACACCAUGCUGGAUGGCACCAGAGGUGAUGGAACAGGUUCGGGGCUAUGAUUUUAAAGCAGAUAUAUGGAGUUUUGGAAUUACAGCGAUUGAAUUGGCGACAGGCUCUGCCCCCUAUCACCGCUACCCUCCCAUGAAAGUUUUAAUGCUUACCCUUCAGAAUGAUCCACCCACUCUAGAGACAGGUGUUGAGGACAAGGAAACUUUAAAAAAAUAUGGCAAAUCAUUUAGAAAGCUAAUAUCUAUGUGCCUUCAGAAGGAUCCUGUCAAAAGGCCUACAGCCGCAGAGCUUUUGAAGUGCAAAUUAUUCCAAAAGGCCAAGAACAAAGAAUAUCUGGUGGAGAAGCUUUUGAGUCAUGCACCAAAGAUUUCUCAGAGAGCGAAGAAGGUCAGGAGAGUCCCCGGCUCCAGUGGCCACUUGCACAAAACAGAGGAUGGAGACUGGGAGUGGAGUGACGACGAAAUGGACGAGCGCAGCGAGGAAGGCAGAGCAGCGGUAAAUCAGGGCAGGUCACGAAGGGUCAAAGAUGACGCCAAAGAUAAUGAGGAGGAUGCCAACAAUGUCCCUAUUGAAGGCUUGUCUAUUCAGCAUCCCCAGGUUGAACCGUAUGAGAAUACACCCUUCAUUCAAGGUGCUGUGAACAUGGUACUACGGCUAAGGAACUCCAAAAAGGAGCUGAAUGACAUCCGGUUUGAAUUUACUCCUGGGCGAGACACUGCUGAUGGGGUUUCCCAGGAACUGUUCUCAGCUGGACUGGUCAAUGGGCACGACGUUGUUAUUGUUGCUGCUAACCUUCAAAAGAUUGUAGAUGACCCAAUUACCUACAAAGUACUGACCUUUAAGCUGGCUUCCAGCUGUGAUGACACGGAGAUCCCUGAUGAAGUGAAGUUGAUCGGCUUUGCGCAGCUCAGUGUUAGUUGAUGCUCUCUUCGUGACUGCAGCAGGUGAGACAGGGAAGACAGUUCAGGGCAGACAGACUGAGGAACACUCCACCACUUCCUGCAGUAUCUUCCCUUCCUCACUUCCUGACUCCGCCUCACCUUCCCCGAUGCCCAUCUCUGCCACCACCCUCGUUAGCGCCGGCUUCCCUGCUUACUGUCCUAUCUUUAAACUUAACGACAUUCCACUGCCCAGCGCACAGCCGAGGAACCUAAAGAUGUACUCAGGUGGCAAAAGAAGGUGAUUAAGAUGUAGCUUUGAAUGUUCUAUUUAUUUAUUUCUUGAACUCGUUUUUGUUUUACAUCACAUUACCUCUGUGUUCAGCAAAGCUCUCAUUAUUUAUUGAAAUGAGAAGGGUUUUUUUCUUCCCAUGCUGAUUUGUUGCCACAGUGAAAACAAAUUUGCUUUGACUCACAUCUCACAAACGCACUCAUUCGAGAAGUUUCCCUGAGGUCUGUGUCAGAAUGUACGAUUACGUUAAUUUAUGGGAAAAAGCACAUUUUCAUAAGAACAUAAUGAAUGUCAAAAGAGAAUGAAUUGUAUUUCCAUAUUAAGACCUGUUUCACAUUAACAACCAUUUGCUUGAGUGUGCAGGAAAAAAAAGGAGACCUGGAUGCUACUGUGUAUAAUUUGCUGCUCUCAACAGUGUUAAUGCUUCAAAAUGCUAGAGGUGCCUUGUUCAUUUUUCUGUGCCUAAGAAAGUAGUCGAUAAAUGAGACCGCACAAAGAGGGGGAACCUGCUGAUUGCCAUUUCACCAGUGUAUUAUUCCAGCAAUGACACAAUUCAAGUGAAGUAUCUUAACUUAAUGAGGCAAGCUAAAAUGCACUUUUGGGCUGAAUGCGUGGACCUGACAAACAGAUGCUUAGCCCCGGGAGACAAGUUAAUUUAUGUGCUUCUGUCGUCAGACGAACACACCGUAACAGGACCUGCAGUCAUAUAAUCUGUUCUUGUUGAUGGGUUUUCAGAUGCUAAUCAACAAAACACAAUGGUUGAAUUUCCUUGCUCUGUCCUGCUGCACUACAAAACUUUUUCGUUCCCCGAAACAUCAUAGUUACUAAAAUGUACUGGAUGACGAUGCUUCUGAAGAUGAAACCAAACGGCAACUGCUGAAAAAGUGACGAGCCAUUUGUUUGUCCAAACAAGUCCAGUAGCUCUAAAUUAUUUUUUAGGUAUUGAGGUGGUAAAUAUUAACUUCUACUAAAUUCUUUAUUUUAUGAAGUAAUUUAUUGUGUUUUCUAUGUACAGUUCUGUGUACCAUUUCAACAUAUUACCCCUGUUCCUUCUGUAAUCAGCUGAUGUCAAGUUUCGGAUUAAGAGCAACCAAUAAAGAA